AUGAUCGUCUGCUGCUUUUUCAAUGCCAAUCUCAGCACAUUUCUGACCAAGCGACCACAGGAUGGCAUCAUUAGCAACUUUAAAGAAUUGAAGGAGUCGCGACUUCCAGUGACUUUUGACGCCGAAUUUCGAGAGGUUGUGCUGCAAUUCUUUAAAGGCAGUGAUUUGAACUUUUCUGAAUCUCAAUUUGUCUUUGUGCCUAUCAAGAAACGGUUCAGUAUGAUGUUGGACCAAGACACAGGCUAUGCCUAUCACGUAUUUGAUAAAUUUUGGGAAGCUAUCAAAAAAUAUCAACACAAUUACAAGGGCAUUGCUUUAUGUCAAACUCCGGGUCUCAAUAUUUUUGGUGCUUCAUCGAAUCAUGCAGUUUUGCCACCGAAUUCUGUUUAUGUUGAGGCAAUGAAUGAUUUCAUUCAGUGGAUACAUGAUCUGGGCUUUAGCAAACAUUGGAUAAGAGAUUCCAUUAACAAACUGUUUACUUAUACGGAUGGAAAACGAGAAUAUCCCAAUCCAACUCCUUUAAAUGUUGAUGAUCUCAUUUGGGUUUGGUAUCUGCUUGGAUUUUGCUACAUAGCUUCAAUUAUCGCAUUCAUCGGCGAGCUUUGUGUGAAGUGUUGGAAAAAGAAACGUCAGCCACGACUUCCCUUUGUGGUCUAA
This is a messenger RNA of Drosophila albomicans, 657 nucleotides long. RefSeq lists its product as uncharacterized. The record is from RefSeq and is a predicted model, not a curated record. NCBI's taxonomy places the organism in Eukaryota, Metazoa, Arthropoda, Insecta, Diptera, Drosophilidae. The transcript has a single exon. The coding region runs from base 1 to 657 and encodes 218 amino acids.